AUGGCGGCGAUUGCACCAGCACGAGCCUCGACCAACUUCUCAGUUGAGACCCACUCGUCAUCCACCGACUCGGCAAUGAUGAUGCUGACCUCCCCGACCGCGACGUCUUCUACCGCCACCCCGACCAUCUCAACCAAACCCAUCACCGGCAAGCGAGCGGUGGGCGUCUGGUCCAGCGAGGAGCACGACCGAUUCCUCGAGGCGCUCAAGAAGGUGUACGGCAUGCAGACGGGCAAGGCCAUUCGUCUGCGGCGUGAACACCGCAUCGACCACGACAUUUUGGCGCUGCACACGCUCAUCAGUUUCCCUCCCGAACUGCGCCACAAGCGCGUGCGUCGGAGUCACCCAAGCGAGGCGAAGCGUGCCCCUGUUGUGACGUCGGUGGAACCACCUGCGCCCGGGGUGAAGACGCCUGAGUUUCAGUGCCCCACCAUCGAUUUGAUUGACAAGGACUUUUGCCCCAUCACGGACUCGGAUGACGCAUCUUCGUCCUCGGUGUCGUCGUCGUUCCUGUUUGACGACUCGGUCUUUGCCCUUGUGGACGCCGACGACCUCCCGACAUUGAGCGAGUUGCUUGACUUCUUCAUCGAGAACUUAUCCUUAUAUUAG
Phytophthora sojae is the source of this 609-nucleotide messenger RNA. RefSeq lists its product as hypothetical. The record is from RefSeq and is a predicted model, not a curated record. Bases 1 to 609 code for a protein of 202 amino acids. Lineage: Eukaryota; Oomycota; Peronosporomycetes; Peronosporales; Peronosporaceae. The transcript is spliced from 2 exons.